Molecule: messenger RNA, 660 nt
Organism: Rotaria sp. Silwood1
Lineage: Eukaryota; Metazoa; Rotifera; Eurotatoria; Philodinida; Philodinidae
Source: the annotation of a GenBank genome assembly
AUGUCGGUAUCAAAAAAAGAACCAAUUAAUGAUAUUGAUAUGAGUCAGCAUGGUAUAUCAAAGAAUCGCUUAGCAACGACGGGUGUAGGUCCAUGUAUUGGCUUUAUCGCCUUUUUAAAUAAUGGUGAAGAUAUUUUUAUCGAACAUCUAAGCGAUGUUAGUCGUCCAAUGAUAAUGAAUCUUAACAGUGUUCGUGAAUAUUUCGAAGACAUUAGUGAACAUAUUGAUGACGCAUUUUCACAUGGAAAUAUCACAGGUAUUAUAAUUUUGGGUGGAUAUGGUAAUAAUAUUCAAUACAAUGCAAUGAAAGAUGCUGGUUUAAAUAAAAAAACAAAUGUUUGUACAACAAUGGAAAAAAUCAAUCAUUACCAACAAUUGUUCACCAACGUGAUAUGUAAUGAUGUGUGCUUCAACUUAGGAUGUGGAUCAGAUAGCAUGGCAGUAAUUACUGGUGAAUCUUACUUGGAUUUAAUUGUAGAUACACAUAUGGGCGAUGGUGAACGUUUAGUUGUCGUUGUUCAAAGAGUCCUAAAAGUUGCUAAAUCAAAUGCAACAUCAAACAUACUUAUCGGUGUUCUGGCUGUUGGCAUAAAAACCAAUAAUCGAUGGUUUGCUAUUGAUCCAUCUUCAACUAAAUAUCAUAAAAGUAUUUUAAAAUAA